This is a messenger RNA of Penicillium chermesinum, 4938 nucleotides long. Its product is annotated as ubiquitin-protein ligase RKR1. The record is from RefSeq and is a predicted model, not a curated record. The coding region runs from base 1 to 4938 and encodes 1645 amino acids. Gene Ontology annotation, cellular component: RQC complex; cytosol. Gene Ontology annotation, molecular function: zinc ion binding; ubiquitin protein ligase activity; ribosomal large subunit binding. Gene Ontology annotation, biological process: rescue of stalled cytosolic ribosome; ribosome-associated ubiquitin-dependent protein catabolic process. Lineage: Eukaryota; Fungi; Ascomycota; Eurotiomycetes; Eurotiales; Aspergillaceae. The transcript is spliced from 7 exons.
AUGAGCAAAAAGUUCAAGUCGCAGGCCUCCAGCAGUCGCGCAGCGGCGGGAGCCUUUGGCUCAUUUGGAGGGUUUUCUGGAACGUUUGGGAAUGAUGGGCGAGAGCCGUCGUCCCUCACAUAUAUUACAGAACCUCCAGACCUGUCUCGCAUUUCCGAACAACAAGUUGUGAUUGCUUUCAAAAACUUUCAAAAGAAAGAUGAUACUACCCGCACGAAAUCAUUGGAGGAACUCAAAGAUUAUGUUGUCUCCGUUGAAGAGAAGAACGGUACUCUUGACAAUGGCUUUUUGGAUGCAUGGGUCAAAAUCUACCCCAGAGCGUCCAUAGAUACCUCUCGAAGGGUAAGGCAGCUGGCGCAUAUGAUUCAAGGCCUCGUAUCUUGCCUCGUGGGCAAGCGAAUUGUACCUCAGUUGCCCAAAGUUGUUGGAGCAUGGCUAGCUGGAAUCUACGACAACGAUCGACCGGUCCAGCGCGUGGCCCUGGAUUCCUUUACCAAGGUAUUUACGACUGAAGAGAAGAGAAGCAAUGUUUGGAAGAUCUAUCAAAGCUCCACCCUGGAUUUCAUCGAUGAUGUUAUCCUUCACCAGACGCCCUUGACUUUGAGCGACGAACGAACUGUCAAAAGAGAUGAUGCGGAAGCAAAAUAUGCGCGUGUUGUAGGAGCUGCACUGAUGCUCUUUAAUAGAAUCAUAGGUAUGGCGUUGGAAUCUUUAUCCCGGUGCUUCCAAGCCCAAAUCCUAAUCUUUGUAUGGACAGGAAACUCACCGAAUGAUGAUUUACAAAAGAAUGCGCCAGAGAUUGAAAAGAUCCUGAGUAGUAAAACACUAUGGGGCUUCUGUAACCAUGAGGACCCUUUUGUCCGCCGUUCGACUUACACUCUUCUUCGUGUUGUGGUUUCUCGCGAACCCGGAUGGGUGGACUGGAAGCUCAUCAGUUCAGCUAUCAUCGGAAAAUCACUAUCCUUGCCGCAACUAGGGUCUUCAUCAGAGCUAUCAGAAGCUUUGUUGGUUUUGACAUCUUCACGACCGCAUGUCUGGACGGAUGAUUACAUAGGGAAAACCUCUGCUUCGAAAAGGCUACGGCAGUAUAUUCAAAAAGGAUCACAAGGUGGCUCUGGAAGCUUUUGGUCGAAUUUGGAUAAGCUCCUUCGAAUAAUUCCCAGAGAGAUUCUUGUCGGAGCCGACAAAACAUCCAGUGAUGAUACAGUCAACAUCUCGAGUGCAGUGGCUUUAACGGAAGCUAUUCAAGAGGGCCUCACUGCAAGAGAGGAGCCUCGCCAGAAUCUCGUUACCGGGUGGAAAGCAUACAUUCGCGUGGGCUCUUGGCUUGGGAUUUUGAUUCCCCAGGAUCAGCGAUCAGAAUUUAUCCAACAGAGGCUGGCUCCCUUAGCGAUGCGAUAUGUGCGACCAGACCCUGAAUCAUCCCAAUGGGCACUCCCUUCUCAGCAAGCCCAAGAUAUCUGCGCCGAUUUUCUAGCAGUCCUCAUCUCUCACGAGCAUGGAAAGGAGCUAGAGCCGCUGUGGACGAAGCUUGCGAAUGACCUUGUCGAGGCUGUCAAGCUGUCGUCUCCAGAGCAAUCACGGGAUUUCAACGCUUCACAAGAUGCAAUUUGCUCCGAAGCUCGCCGCCUGUUUUCCUUGGAGCCAACAGUUCUAUCAAGGAUAACAGGAGCUGAGAGUGAAUCGACUACUCAGUCAGUAUUCGAAAAGGUUAAUCUUGGGCUGGUGGAAAGCUGCUUACAAGUUCUCCGUUCUCGGAAUGGAAAGCCCUACGGAGCUGCUGGAGUUGUAGAAGAGUGUGUCUGCACGAUGCCUUCUAUUGCAAAGCACUCCCAAGAGCUAUUGAGGUUUGUCCAGUCUGAAGCUCCAGAUAUGCUUUUUACGCCCUCUGGCAACCAAGUAAUCAGUAUUAUCUUGGCAUGUCGUGAAUGGGAGGGGUAUUCCUCUAGCUUUGAGAGUGUGGUGGAGCGGGCUUUGCAACUGGAGCCAGAACAGUCAAAUGCCCAUAUCCUGCAGAACCUCCUGUCCAAUAUCGAUUUCAACGAAGUUGGGGACAAGGAAAAACUUCAAACUUUGGUAAUGCGGGCUCUAAACAAAGCCUGCAAAGGCAGUGAGCCUCAUUGGCAGAUUAUCCGUGUUGUGCUCAAGAACCCGAGUUCUCGCAACGGAUUGACGGACCGCAUUUUCUUGACGAUUGUUGAUUCGCUAGGUGAAGAAGAAGGAGUAUUCGACGUGUUGAAUGGUCUUAAUAGCCUGGGAAAGACAGUCCCCACCGCCAUCAAGGACUUUCAACAUGGGCCUUAUGGCUCGAAGUUGACCGAGAAACUUUUGUAUCUGGCUGAGUCACCAUCAGAAGAUAUUGCCGCUCUGACCGAAUCUUUAAUAAAGUCUUUCCGAGAAACCGUCGUCGGAGAUACCAGUUCGCGCUCAAAAAUUGAGAUUCUCAAAAACGGCUUCAGACAUGCUGGUGAAGAAUCCUUAUCCAUCGAAUCCCUGUCCGCUAUUGCAGGAGAUCUUCUGCAACAAAUUGAGGAUGGCAAAACAGAUUUCACAGUGAAAGACAUAUUGCCAUCUGCUAGUGACUGGGAGAAUGCUCUUGCACCCUUCCUGAGAAUACCACCUCGACCUUCUACAGCGAUUACCAGUCCCCUUCUUGGUGCAGUUCACCUAGUACAGCCUGAUAUUUCGGAUUCUUUGAAGAACCUAUGGCUCUCCGUCCCUCGAGACUCCAACCGUUGUACUGCGGCUUUCCGUGUCACGGCUUUCAUCACCAAGCUUAUGUCGUCUUUCGAUUUGGUCACCAAGCUAGAUUCUGACGACCUUGAGUCUUUGUUUGUCUCCUUCCCAUUGGCUUUGCAGCUCAUUGACGAUGAUCUGAGUAUUGAGAAUUGCAAUGGAAUCUCAGGCGUUGAGCUUGCCGACCAGCGUGAUGAGUAUCUAGAGCUUGUUAUUCAAGGGCGGGCAGUGAUCAACAAGUGGAUGCAUUCGAAAGCCUCAUUGAAAUCAUCUCAAGAUACGAGUAUUUCUUCAUACUUUGUCGCUUUAUGGGAGGAAAAGCUGGAUCAGCUUAAUGAAACCUUUGCCGUUGACUAUCGUAUCGGCCAAACUUUCGUUAAGUUAAUGACUUCAUUGGACAUUAAUAAAUCGUCUGAUGAUGUUGCCAAGAUUUGCAGAGAUGGUCGUACUGCUAAUGCCAUCCGUUCGGCAUCAUGGUUUUCCGUUUUGAGAAGUUCGAUUCUGACCAACUCAGUCGGAAGCCGGAUCUGUAAUGAGCUCGUGGCCGAUUCCACUGGACUUAAACCCGAUGGUUCUACUUCGCAAGGACUUCGGAAACUAGUGCUUCUUAAUAUCCUGUUGUCAGGAGAAGAGGAUGUCGUCUCGACAAUCCCUACCCAGCGACUGGUCUUCCUGACAAAGAAUCUCCUCGAAUGCUUGCAAUCAGAUGCCCUGAGCCUUGGUCUGAAAGCCGAGAUCUUGCAGACACUGGCAUUCGUACUCCUUGGUCUGUCAGAGAUCUAUGGUUCUCACUGGGAAGAGAUUAUCAAGGCCUUGAUAUCUAUUUUCAAGGAAGUUGGCGGAGGAGAAGAGGGCCUUCCGUUGCUAGUAUCUGGCUUCAGACUAUUCGUGUGUCUGAAGAAUUUGCUCGAAGGUGAAUGUAACGAUGAUCUUCAGGACACCUGGUCAGAUCAAAAGACCGAUCUCUACGAGGCUUUGAUUUCCACCAUUGGAAGAUUCGAUUCAUCAACUGUAUAUCACCAACCUCGAGAUGUUGCAGUUGAUCUCCUCCGUCGUAUAAUCAGUACUAUUCCGGUCGAAAAUCUCAAAGACGUCCGAGUCAGUGCCGUGUUCCCACUUUUGACCUCACAUAGUCGUGCUGUCCAGCGAACUGCAUAUGCACUCCUACACCGCUACAUCCCACAAUCCCAAGAGCAAGUAUCUUUUGAUGUGGCUCUGUCCAAGACUGCGGUCAGUCUGCCAGAUGAACUCCUAUCUCUUCUCCUCGAGACUCCGUCAGUCGACACGAUCCUGAGGUCUUACGAAGACGACAAGACCUGGACUAGUGUUCGUUCCUAUCUUCUGAGCUGGAAGGUGGUGUUUGAUCAUUUUACGAACGCAUCUCUUCCCGUUCAGGAAUAUUAUGCGACGAACAUUAAAGAGAACAACGUCCUCAUACCACUACUCGAGUUUACAUUUGAUUUCUUGCAAAAGUCACAGGGCAAACUUGUCGAUGCAUCAAAGUUUGACUUGCAGUCAUUCGAGCCUGAUCAAUCAGAAAGCGCCGAGAAGGAGAUACAGUGGCUGCUAGUCAAUCUCUAUUACCUUUGCUUGAAGCAUCUGGCGAACAUGACCAAGAACUGGUGGAUUGACACCCACAAACGAAUUAAAGGACCAGUGGAGGCAUGGACAGAGAAAUAUAUCUCCCCGGCAGUAGUGGAAAGCGCGAUCCAAGGCGUGAAUGAGUGGCUGGCCACCCAGGAUCCCGACGAGGAACGGGCGUUGGCUGUGAAGAUGUCUCCACGAACUGCAGAAAUCAUUGCCAGCAUCCUUGUCGACGAGGAGUCUCCUCCCGUUUCCAUUUCAAUCUCUCUUCCGCCUGCAUAUCCCCUCCACCCGGCCCUGGUUGUGGGCCGCAGCCGUGUCCUGGUUGAUGAGAAGAAGUGGAAGAGCUGGUUGCUUACAAUUCAAGGAGUCAUUAUGUUCGCUAAUGGCAGUCUGGUAGACGGUUUGCUGGCCUUCCGAAGGAACGUGCAGGGUGCUUUGAGGGGACAGAGCGAGUGUGCUAUCUGUUACUCAGUCAUCUCGACUGAUAUGCAGACCCCCAACAAGCGCUGCGCAACCUGCAAGAACACUUUCCAUUCCGUCUGUUUGUUCCGCUGGUUUAAGAGCAGCAACCAGAGCACUUGCCCACUAUGCCGAAACAACUUUGUGUAUGUUUAA